AUGGCGGGAGAUAACGACCGCCAAGCCAGCACAGGUGAAGCAGCCAAGAGGACAAGAAAAGGUAAAACGCCACAACGAGUACAAAUUGACAAAGAGGUCACUGACAGUAACGAAACCGAGUAUUUUGACAAUGAGGAUGAAGGAGGAUCAGAAUCGGACGACGAUGACGACCGAUACGAUUACCGCACCUUGGCCAAAAUCUUGGAGACAGUUCCCAAGCUCACCACCUUAGACACCAAAGGAGAGUACAACGUCCUUUACCUCCUACUCGACAUCAGCAAGAAUCACCUGACCUGCCAUCAAGCUUGGAAGAAGAUCGAAAGGAGUCUUACCAGCGAGGCAGCUAGAACCUCGCGACGGAUAGCAUUACUUGCCGAGCUCAAUGAGACAAAGAUGUUUCAUGCUGAUGCCCAGGUGCACGAUUUGACACCCGGUCUACAAGGAGAUGGUCACCAUGGUUCACCAGAGAGUGUACCCGGUCAGAAAGUGGACCCACGUCAAGCAAGUGCUAGAAUGGCUGGGGGAAAUGAAGAGCAGGCCGAAGACACUGAGUCGGACACGGGCAGCACAAAAACCAAACCAAAGAGGAUUCGUUGCUGGGAGGUCUGGUGCUCUUUCACCCCAAGUUGGCGGCAGCUCCCAAAGUCAGAAGGAACCACAUGUUGGAUCUUGGAUUUGGGAGUGAGCUACCACAUGGUUAAUGACCACAGCAUGCUCAUUCAUCCAAGAAAUUGCAGAAAGCGCAUGUAUACCGCUGGAAGCGAAGUGCUGGAGGCAACUGCUGUGGGAGAUACCAACAUAGCAACAGAACAUGGAGACGUUUAUCUCCAAAAUGUGUUGUAUGUUAAAAGACUCAAUAUUAACCUGUUGUCAACCAACUCACUGACAGAUGAGGGAGCACGUGUGACUUUAGACCCUACAGGUGGGCAAAUACACCUGGCAAAUGGUAUGCUAUUGAAAAUAGCGAAAGAUCGCGAGCAUGGACUACUAGAGUUCCGAGGCGACACAUGGCAACAAAGCGCGAUGACUACAUCAACACCGCUGUUUGAAGGGGUUGAUGAAGAGUUCGAGCUGGCCGAUCGGAGACCAAAGAUCUCCACAAGACAGCUCUGGCAUGAACGUUUAGGACAUCCAGGUCGAGACAAGUCCAGAGUGAUUGUUGAUAAAUUGAAAGGCGAACCUGUAGCAGCAUUGGACCCAGAUACAGCUCUGAUAUGUGAGCAGUGUAUAUGGUCCAAAAGUACGGCUGCCCGGAUGGGGCGAGGCAGCGGCGAAACAGCCGUGGGGCCCCUAGAUCUCAUCCACAUCGAUCUGAUCAUAGACUCAUCCCACGUGACAGAAUACACAUGCACAUUGGUGCUGGUCGACGACCAUAGCAAGUAUGUGCAUGCACAACCACUCUUACGAAAGAGCCACGCAUUCACACAACUCAAAAGAACAGUUUCGUUCCUAGAGACACAGAUGGGCAGAAAGCUGAAAGCAAUCUGA
Molecule: messenger RNA, 1488 nt
Organism: Ustilago hordei
Lineage: Eukaryota; Fungi; Basidiomycota; Ustilaginomycetes; Ustilaginales; Ustilaginaceae
Exons: 5
Coding region: 1-1488 (495 amino acids)
Source: RefSeq, a predicted model, not a curated record